AUGGCUGCAAGCACACUUCAAACCAAAUCCAUCAGUUCUGAAAAGUUCGUUGAAAGCUGCGGUGCUAUCCUAUUUGACCUAUCAGAUCUCACCGACAUCAAAACAUGCCUGAUACAACACAAAGACUCUGGGGAAUGGCACUUCGCCAAAGGCCGCCGCAACCAGGGUGAAGCCCGCAAAGAUGCAGCAGUUCGCGAGGUCAUGGAAGAAACCGGAUUUCGCUGUCGCUUGUUGCCACUCACCAUGCCGACUAGAGCCACGCCGGUUGACGCUCACGCAGAUGUACUUGACAAGGCUCAAGUGUGCGAGAACCUUACAGAGCCUUUCAUGUGCCAUAUACGCACGCUGAAGAACGGAAAGGGCACCAAGAUGAUCUGGUGGUUCGUUGCAGCCCUGGAAGGGGAUGAGGAUAUGGGAAAGCUACCAGGAGAAGUCAAAUAUCUACCUUCUUUCCUGUCGUGGCGGGAUGCGCUCAAGUCACUCACUUUUCAAAACGACCGAGAGCUGCUGCAGAAAGCCCUGUCGCUGCUGCAGAUGACAUAUUCACGGAUCGAACCUUUAGAUAUGGAACUCAAGCAGUCAAAGCGGAUCCCAGGAAACUCGAGCAGCCCCGGUCAGACCGCAACCAUCUCGAAGAAGGCUGCGCGGAGGGCUGCAAAAGAUGCAAAAGCGGUAAAAAGACAGAGGCUGAAGAAGGAGCACGAUCAGAAAAUCUCAGAAUCAUGA
Didymosphaeria variabile is the source of this 726-nucleotide messenger RNA. RefSeq lists its product as uncharacterized. Gene Ontology annotation, biological process: AMP biosynthetic process; ATP biosynthetic process. Lineage: Eukaryota; Fungi; Ascomycota; Dothideomycetes; Pleosporales; Didymosphaeriaceae. The record is from RefSeq and is a predicted model, not a curated record. Gene Ontology annotation, molecular function: bis(5'-nucleosyl)-tetraphosphatase (asymmetrical) activity. Bases 1 to 726 code for a protein of 241 amino acids. The transcript has a single exon.